AUGGACGAAAAUCGUAAAACUGGUGGCUACUUGCGACCUUUGAGUGAUGCACAGAUUGAUGCAAUUUUGUAUGAGGGCAUUCCCUCUGAUAUUCCAGAGGAUACUGACAUCGAGGAUGAUGACGAAAAUGUUAAUAAUUUUGACAAAGCUUUUUCGUGCAAUUGGCAAGAGGCAGAUCGUGAAACAAACUCCACUUGUUCGGAUAAUGAUGCCUCAGAGAGUUCUUUGCCGUUUACACCUUCACCUCAAUGUGAAUAUCGGACAAACAAAAUGUGGAGAGACAAACACAUUGAAACAAGGAACUAUGAAUACAGAUAUAGUGAAGGGCCUAUGGAUGAAUUAUUACAGGAUUGCCACACAGCUACUGAUGUUUUUAUUUUCAUUUUGAAGCCAAUUGUAGAAGACAUGAUUUUCCAGACCAAUCUUUACGCAACACAGAAGGGAAAAAUUUUAAAUCAUGAGCUGUUUGUUUUUUUGGUAAUUAAUUUAUUUAUCGGUUACCACAAGCUGUCGUCAUGGAAACACUACUGGUCUGCAUGUGAUGACCAUGUUAUUUCUAUUGUAAGGCGAUGUAUGAGUAGGGACAGGUUUGAUUUUAUUUUGAGUAAUUUAUAUCUUAAUGAUAACACAAAAAUUCCAGAAAGAAACACUGAUAAAUUGUAUGAAAUACGCCCGCUUCUUACUGCUUUGAAUAAGCAAUUUAUGUCCAUAUACAGGGGCACUAGAGAACUCAGUAUUGAUGACUCAAUGAUUGUCUUCAAGGAAAGAAGUAGCAUAAAGCAAUAUAAUCCAUUAAAACCAAUCAAAAGAGGCUAUAAACUAUUGGCAAUUUGUGAUAAAAAAGGAUACACACUCAAUUUUGAAGUGUAUCAAGGUAGAAAUGAGACACUGGAGAAGGACUUUGAAGGGUACAGUUUAGAAGAGAGAGUAGUACUGAAAUUGUCUAAACCGUAUUGGAAACAAACAGGAAAGGUUUGGAAAGGUUUGUCAGCGAAUUUACCUAGAGAAAAAUGUCUAAAGCGUGGGGAAUCAGAUCACAGAGUGUCAUCUGUAGACCCAUCAGUAUUUCAGUGGAGGGACAAUAAAGUAGUAUAUUUUGCAUCAAACGUCCAUGACACUGAACAGAGCGUAGUGUCAAGAAAACAGAAAGAUGGAACUGGUAUGACUAUACCAUGUCCAGUUAUUGUAUGUGAUUACAAUAAAAACGUGGGUGGUGUGGAUCAUGCAGACAGAUUACGUUCAACUUACGGUCUUGACAGUGAUCUACGUGGGGCACUGCCACUGCUGGAAUUCAGGCGUGCUGUGGCACUAGGGCUAAUGAAUGAACAGCAAGUGGCAAAUCUCAAAAAGAUAAACUCUGGUAAAGAUGAAAUAACUCCCCCAAAGAGAAGGAAAGAUAACUUUCCUGUUCCUAAGGAUGUACGUCUUGGCAACCAAGGAAACCAUUUUGUAGUGUUCAGUUGUAAAAGAGGACGAUGCAAAAUGUGUGCAAAAAAUAAAAUUCAGUCGAGACCACAUUCACAAUGCAGUACAUGUAAAGUGUAUUUGUGCUGCAAUGAGAAAAAUAACUGUUUUCUACAAUUUCAUGAGAUAUCACUAAAUAUGUGA
Messenger RNA from Schistocerca americana (American grasshopper), 1608 nucleotides. RefSeq names its product piggyBac transposable element-derived protein 3-like. The transcript is spliced from 4 exons. The coding region runs from base 1 to 1608 and encodes 535 amino acids. NCBI's taxonomy places the organism in Eukaryota, Metazoa, Arthropoda, Insecta, Orthoptera, Acrididae. The record is from RefSeq and is a predicted model, not a curated record.